UGCUACGUGACACAAUGGGUUGGGCACAGAAUGUUCAGAAGUCGAGUUGGUGCACCGAAAAUAAGUCCUAUUUUCCGAUUUUACUUCAAAACUACGGCAAACAACUAGGACAGAAGGUAGUAUUAUGAAACUGGACUCCAUGGCGGAUGCAAUAAAUUGAUUUGCAUCAGAAAAAAGCGUUGUUAAAAAUGCCUACGAACGAUUGUUAUUUAUUUCACAAGAAAGACCUGUCCUUAAUCCUUACUCUAAAUGGCUAACUGUGUUUAGUGCCCUUAAGAAACUGCUAAUUGCAUUACCUCGCCAAAAAACACACAAGUUGUCACUAUCACUUCAACAAAUAGCAAUUUUCUCGCUUGUGUUGCUCCGCAGUGGAGCAUGAGCUCCCUGAAUUAUUGACGCAGGCCAAUCAUAUUUGAUGAGAAACCCCAAAUGGGCGAGUGUUUGUGGGCAAGGCGCUAUCGACAAUAUGGCGGACGAUGGAGACAGUACGAGUGGAGCAGUUGACACUAGUGGCGGGUUGGGGACUUCAGAUGAGUCGGACGCGUUCAGUCUUGGCGGGAUGUUGUUAAAUUUAAGUAUUUUAGUUUUAGUUGUUGCGAUCUGCUAUGUUAUUUAUCGGCGAUGGGGUAAACGAAUUGUCGAUGACGCGGCCAAAGGAAGCGAGGCCUCGUCUCUUCCGAAGAUGAGGAGAGGUGAUUUCACGUUGGAACAACUGAGGGAAUACGAUGGACUGCAAAACCCCCGGAUCAUGAUGGCAGUUAAUAUGAAAGUAUUCGAUGUUACCACCGGCAAAACGUUUUAUGGCCGAGACGGUCCAUAUGGUAUCUUUGCGGGCCGGGAUGCAUCGAGGGGUCUGGCCACGUUCUGUUUGGAGAAAGACGCCCUGAGGGAGGAGUAUGAUGACCUGUCAGACCUCAACGCUGUUCAGAUGGAGUCCGUCAGAGAAUGGGAGAGGCAGUUCAUGGAAAAAUAUGAUUAUGUUGGUCGACUGUUAAAGCCCGGGGAUGAGCCGUCAGAGUACACAGAUGAGGAGGACAUCAAGGACCACCUGAAACAUGACUGAACUGUUGCCCUGUUCUGUUCACACCACCAACCAAAGCCUUGACCCAAACAGCUGACAGCACCUGGCCCCCCCACAGCCCCCUCUUCCCUCUCAAGCCCCCCCCCUCUCCUCUUCCCUCUCAAGCCCCUCCCCUCGCCUUUUCCCUCUCAAGCCCCCCCCUCUCCUCUUCCCUCUCAAGCCCCCCCCCCCCUCAAGUGCUCAUUUUCCUCUGGUUGGAUAGCCCAGUGCUGGAUGGGCGGGCCCUGACUCCUCACCAUACAGAUCACCACUAACAGAAACCAGUGAUGAAACUGUUUCAGGGGGAUUUGAAUGACAUGAACUUGUCUUUGUGUCGUUAGUCUAUUUGAAAACAGAAAAACACAAAACAUUUUUAUAGAAAUUUCCUUCCGUCUCUGUUGUGUAAAUGUGAACAGAGGCAUAAAGAUCUCGACAAACCAUUUCUGUAUGGACCUUGCUUUGUGCCCGGGGGCAUUGUCAUGUUGAAACAGGAAAGGUCCUUGCCACAACAUAUUUAGAAUCACUCUGAUUGAUUGGGAAUACAAAGGGAAGGUCAGCUGACAGUUCUAAUCAAUCGACUGUUUCCAAGCUACACUACCGGAUGUUGGAACAAUCCCCAGGACAUGAAAUGGUCAAAGUGUUAAUUGUGCCUUAAUUUGUUUUUUUUUAUACUACUUUAAUCCUGGGGGGGGGGGGGGGGGGACUCUUCUGUCCAUAAAGUUUAUUAGUUUUCUUGGUGUUAUAAAACGCGGUUUACCUUCUUGGGAAGGCGUUCUAUAGACUGGUUUUCCUUUUUAAAGCCGUCAGUCUAAGGCAUGCUUUGGUCUGUCACACCGACUGGCAGAGAGACUCCACGCAUCACUACCUUGUAUAUAGACCUCUGUUACGGCCAUAUUGAUGUAGGUAAUGAACUCCAUAUAUUGCUGGGUUGUAUUGGACUAAAGCCCCAUGGUUUGUGGUUUUUCUUUCGUUUUUUUUUUGUUGUUGCUGAAGUUCCUUUUAAACGUGGGUGAAUGUUGAAAGGGCAUGUGGUGUGGGACGGGAUCAGGGAAUGUUCACAUUUGGGAGAGAAGUUGCUUAUCUUGUAAAUAUAUCUAUCAUUUUAUUAAAGCAUGUGCGUCAAUGUUGAGCAAUGCUGAAUUCCCACCAUGUCAUGUAUUUAAGUGUUGGGUAAGUGUCUGCAGAGAGAGACAGGCGUGCAUAAUAAAGUGAUUUGGUUAUUAAUGUCUGAGUUACUUCAUUCCAGACAGAUGUAGGUACACUACUGGUCAAGUUUUAGAACACCUACUCAUUCAAGGGUUUUUCUUUUUUUUUAUUACUAUUUUCUACAUUGUAGAAUAAUAGUGAAAACAUCAACUAUGGAAUCAUGUAGUAACCAAAAAAAGGUUUAAACGAAUCCAAAAUAUAUAUUUUAAUUCUUCUUAAUUCUUCAAUUAGCCGCCCUUUGCCUUGACAGCUCUGUACACUUGUCAUUCUCUCAACCAGAUUCACCUGGAAAGCUUUUCCAACGGUCUUGAAGGAGUUCCCACAUAUGCUGAGCACUUGUUGGCUGCUUCACUCCGCGUUCCGACUCAUCCCAAACCAUUUCAAUUUGGUUGAAGUCGGGGGAUUGUGGAGGCCAGGUCAUCUGAUACAGCACUCCAUCACCCUCCUUGGUAAAAUAGCCCUUACACAGCCUGGAGGUGUGUUGGGUCAUUGUCAUGUUGAAAAACAAACACAAUGAGUGACGGCUAUAUACAGGAAGUACCAGAGUCGAUGUGCAGGGGUACGAGGUAAUAACAUAGCUAUAUACAAGGAGUACCAGCACUGAGUCGAUGUGCAGGGGUACGAGGUAAUACGUACAUAGACAGUAGGUAGGGGUAAAGUGACUAGGCAACAGGAUAGAUGAAGCAGUGUAUGUGAUGAGUCAAAAGAGUUAGUGAAAGAAGGGUCGAUGCAGGUAGCUAUUAACUAUUUAGCAGUCAUGGUUUGGAGGUAGAAGCUGUUCAGGGUCCUGUUGGUUUCAUGCAUCGGUUUCGCUUGCUGUGUGGUAGCAGAGAGAACAGCCUGGCUUGACUUAGGCGCCUUCCUCUGACACCGCCUGGUAUCGAGGUCCUGGGUGGCAGGGAGCUCGGCACCAGUGAUGUACUGGGCCGUACGCAUUACCCUCUGUAGAACCUUGCAGUCGGAUGCCAAGUAGUUGCCACACCAAGCGGAGAUGCAGCCAGUCAAGAUGCUCUCAAUGACGGAGCUGUAGAACAUUCUGAAGAUCUGAGGGCCCACGCCAAAUCUUGUCAGUCUCCUGAGGUGGAAGAGGCGUUGGAGGGACUUCUUCAUGACUGUGUUGGUGUGUUUGGACCAUGAUAGUUCCCUUGUGAUGUGGACAACUAAGAACUUAAGGUUGUCGACCCGCUACAGCCCUGUCGAUGUGGAUGGGACUGUGUUCGGCCCUCUGUGUCCUGUAGUCCACGAUCAGCUCCUUCGUCUUGCUGACGUUGAGGGAGAGGUUGUUGUCCUGGCACCACACUGCCAGGUCUCUGACCUCCUCCCUAUAGGCUGUCUCAUUAUCUUCAGUGAUCAGGCCAAGCACCGUUGUGUUGUCAGCAAACUUGAUGGUGUUGGGAGUCGUGCGCGGGUAAACAGAGUACAGGAAGGGACUAAGCACGCACCCCUGAGGGUCCCCAUGUUGAGGGUCAGCGUGGUAUGAUAUAAAAUGCUAACCUCCCCUGUUAUUGUAAUGGUGAGAGGUUAGCAUGUCUUGGGGGUAUGAUAUAAAAUGCUAACCUCUCCUGUUAUUGUAAUGGUGAGAGGUUAGCAUGUCUUGGGGGUAUGAUAUAAAAUGCUAACCUCCCCUGUCAUUGUAAUGGUGAGAGGUUAGCAUGUCUUGGGGGUAUGAUAUAAAAUGCUAAUGUAAUAAAUACCAUUUGAAAAUAACACAAGCAUAUUGCUAUUACAUUGUUAUAACUAACUUCUUUCUAAGCAGGGUUUCUCACACACCCAGAGACAGAUGGCUGACACAGAACAUUCAGAAACACUGAUAAGAAAAGGGUGCAGACACACACACAUACUCAAGGACAGAGGGCUGACUACGCACACACAAAAUCUCCUGUUUUAGCUGAACAUUUUGAUAACAAAGAACUUUUGUUGCAAGACUCAGAAGGAUGACGCACAGCUCAUCCGGACCAAUCUGAGAAGACAACAACCUGUCCAGAACCAACCAAAGGACCAGAACUUCCAGACUCAACCUACUUUCUGUGUUGUAUAAAAUGUCUAUGCAUUCUGUUAUCUGGGCUUUUUUCUGGAGGUUCUCUAUGAGCUAAAGGAACGAGACCGUAUACGCUUGUACCAGAUAUCUUCACUCUGAAUAAAACUGUCACUUGUCAUACAAUUUACCACCUUGUCCGAAUCGAUCCUUGACCGGCUCGCCCUUCUCCAUAUCCAAUUAUCAACAGAAACAUGGUAGCAGAGGAUGGUUGCCUAGAUACCCGGUCCAGAGUGGUUGAUAUAGAUGUGAGGGGGCGAGUUGGUGAAAGGACGGUUCACGGAGGACAGGUGAAAUCUUUUGGGGGGAGGACAGCAGUUCUGCUCAGCUCGAGAAACUGAUCUCCUGGUCGACCAUAAAUAAGGUAAGCAAGACCAGUUAAAUCAAACUUUGCAUAUUGUCGUAUAGUUCUUCCAAAUUUUGAUCAGUGGUACCGAGUCUGGGUAAGAAUUCUUGUUUAAAUUUAUGAGCAUAGAUGACAUGUGAACGACAGUGAAGUGAACAUAUGUGGGAAUAAUUUGUAAGUCUUAAGCGCUAUUAUAUAGUCCGGCUUGUGACCGGUGAGGAAUAGGCUUAAUUUGUGUUAAAAGCGCUAUUAUAUAGUCCGGCUUGUGACCGGUGAGGAAUAGGCUUAAUGUGAUAAAAAGAUCUAUUCGUAUAGUCCGGCUUGUGACCGGUGAGGAAUAUAGUAAGCACUAUUCAAUAGUCCGGCUAUUCAGUCGGUGAAGGGUAGGCUUAAAAUUGGGAUAGGCACUAUUCAAUAGUCCGGCUAUUCAGCCGGUGAAGGAUAGGCUUGUUCCAUCCCCAUUCAUAUAGUCCGGCUGUGACCGGUGACGAGUGGGGUAAAGUUUGUCAAGACCUAUUAGUAUGGUCCGGCUUGUGUCCGGUGAGGAGUAGGCUAGACUUAUUCAAUAGUCCGGGCGAUUGUCCGGUGAAGAAUAGUCUAUUUGUGUUUGUAGGCGCCAGGUUGAAAAAUGUUCAAUGUUUAAGUGUAAUGUUUCCAAUGUCUAAAGUCUAAGUGUUCAACGUCUAAAGGGUAAUGUUCAUAAUGGGAAAAAUGUAAAUGUUUAAUGUAAAAAAUACACACUCAUAACUCUUAGAGCUGUACAGAGAAUGGACAGAAGAUGGCAGUAUUGCAGCACUCAACGGUCUCUUAGCAAACGGGAGCCUGUUUGAGUGCUGAUGACAGAAAAAACUUAGAACCAAUUCGGAGUAGAGAGAAUACAUUUAAUAACUUAUUUAGGUUCAAUUUACAGACUAAUGAUAUUAUUGUUAUGGAUUGGCUGACAUGCGAUAUAAAUUUAGCGAAGUAUAUGGUAAGUUUACACUUUGAAAUGGAAAGAGUUGAGAAGUUGAUUUUACUUAUAGGAUAGUUUUGCUGCUAAACUUAGUUGGAGUAACUAGAUGUUUUGCCUAGAGGCAUGAAUAAGACAGUCAUUUUUGGUAUUAUAUUGGCUAGUUGCUGCGUUCUGAAUACAGGUUGAGCGCUAGUAAACGCAUAUCUUUAUUUGAACUAUACUAAUCUAUUUGAUAAAAGUACUAAACCUGUAUAUUUAACAUUUGAUAAUGAUUUACCGGGUGUGGCCGUAUUAAAUUAUGCUAGAGAAAAUUGGUUGUGUCAUUUAGAGGGAAAAUGUGUACAUUAUAGCUUUGAGAUACUUUUCAAAAGUUGCUGAAAGUUAUGGGUUUUGGUUUAGGUAACACCAGAGAAUUCGAACAAUAAGUAAACGUAUUCUAAACGUGAUCUGUUUUCAUUAUGGGGAACAAAGAACGACUCGCAACCUGGUAUGGCAGGCAUGAGAGUUUUUAAAGGGACAGUGUACGUUUAUCACAGUUGUAUGGUUAGUACAUGAAACAUCGGGGAAAUUUAAAACGAAUGAUUUAAGGGUAUUAUCAUAAUUAUUAGGUUUUGUUUUUGUGGUAAACGUUUUGGGUUAAGGGGUUUUCCGUGUUCCGAGAGACAAGAUAAUAUUAGGUGUUUUACUUUGAGUUUUAUUUAGACAAGGGACUUUGUUAAGAUAAAGGGUUCUUUUAGUAAAUCUAGAUAUAGUAUGAAACACGAAUGUAAGGAGGUGAUGUAACCUCUUGACCUGUCUUCAUUGCAUUUUCGUGUGGAUUGAUCACCCACAGGGGAAAUGUAGUGAGGAUAAUGAAAUUGUGGUCAUUUGGGAAUACUAGUUUUGAGGUAAAUUGAUAUAAUAGAGUUUAUAACUCUUGACCAUAAUUGUAGUUUUAACCACAGAGGAGUCAGGAUUCUGUUUUUAAACAUUGGCGAUGACGGUUUUGAAUGGGCUGUUAUUGAAUUGGUUUGAACAGGAGAUAUUUUAAGCCUAUAGGGCAUGGAAAUAAAAGUGAUAGAGAGCUUAUUAGUAAAGAAAGGAAUUUAUAUGGUUAGCAUUUGUUUUGGCCAUAAGAAGAUAGAGAUAGGUUUAUUAAGGUUAUGUAAGGACUUUAGAGAUUGACACUAUAAGACAUGUUGUUAAUUUUAAAUCCAUGAUUUUAGAUAAAGUCAAAACAGUGAGACACUUAGUUAAUGUUUGGGACCAAGCUACAGACAGAUAAGGGAAAGGGCAGACAGAGUGGCCCUCCCCGCACUGCUGAGACCUUGAAGGUUUGAGAGCAGAGAAGGGAGUUUUGGAAGGGGUGCCAGGACAGAGAUAACAGAAUGGGUAGAUAACAGUUACUGAAUGGAGACAAAAGGGAGAAUUGGACAUGUGGAAAAUAAAAGGGGCGCUCCUACAUAAUAAUGUAGAACAUAAGAAAAUGUAAUAAGGUUGAUACCUGGGCAGAGCCAGGUAUCAAACGGGGGAGGGGUACAUUGUGGUCUAGGAUAGGAUGGGGCCUAUUGGAUAAUAAACUAAUAAAAAAAAUCUUUAAAAAUCUUUAAAAAAAAUUCUAGCUAAUAAAUAGGCAUAGAAGUUAAAUAUAUAAUCAGAUAGAACAAAUGACAAACUGUUUGUUAACCAAACCUGUAUGUCCAAGAUUUUAUGCACUACAGGUGAAUUACAGGUGAACUCACUCAAUCCAGUCCCUGAGGCCUGUUGGGGGGACCAUACCAAGGACUCCUGGUAACAGCUAGCUGAAGUAGCUACCCGGAUUCAUAUCACACUGCGGGAGGGUAAGACACAUUGACACUGUCGAACAAGCACAGUGUCCGAGAGGAGAACUGGAAUUAACAGAAUUCUGGGGGCCAUCUCUCGGAUGAAAAUUUCCUUUUCCCGUCAUUCCAUCCCUGUGUUUGUUCAUAGAAGUGAAGGUGUGUCUGGCUUCUUGCUGGUGAUGUUUUCUCUGGGAGAGGGUGGGGCUUUACAGGAUUGCUUGUGGUCCUGAGUUGUCUGUUUAGGAUACGAUGGGGAUGUUACCAUCACAGUACUGCCAGAACCACCACCAGUUCCAACAGACCAGGUUCAGCCGGCCUCCUCCACCACUUCAAGACCAAGUCCCACACCACCACCUAAGCUCUCCAAUCUGGUACAGGUAAUAAAUGUGAAAGACAUCUCAGAUAGUGACCAAUCUGAUUCUGGUUAUGAGGGUGGGGAGAACAUGUGGUUGGCCUAUAUGAGAUACACUGCCAAAACACUUAAUAGAAAGGACUGUGUCGUAUGUGGACAUGCCAGACCUAUUCUGGCUGCUCACCCAUUUGCCCUAAGCAAUGGGAAAGGUUGGAUGUGCAUAUUGGAAAGUUUCUAUUAUACUAAGCCAAAUUCAACCCUGUGUAAAACUCUGAGUCUUGUGUUCCCAGAAGUCCCUUCCCAGAAGACACCAUGGGGGGUUAAGGCAUAUGGGGGAUAUUACAGCUGUAACACUGGUACAGGUAGAGGUAUGGACUAUGGGAGGUUCCCUGCUGCUGCCUGCAUCACUAAUGUCACUAUUAACUAGAGGUGUUGCUGAUGUAUGGUGGAUGUGAGGACCUGCCAGGCGGUUGACCCCAUUUUGAAAGGAGAUUAUCAGGGAACAUGUGUUUUGGCCAGUCUGAUAAACACCAUUGCCUAUUAUUGAGGUUACAGCUAACCAACUUUUGGGAGCUGCACAUGACAGAGGCUUGGGACCAACCCAGGAGUCGGCAGAAACGUGACGCUCCUUGGUCCAAGAGUACAGAUAACAUCCACACCAACCUGUUGGGGGUCCCAAUAGGGGUCCCCCACGAAUUCCAGACAUUAAACAGGAAUGAUGGCCUGUGGCAUCUGAUGCCCAUCAUUGGCCCAGCUAUUGUUGAUGCUAAGCAUAAUGCCUGGAUCAAUUAUAUCUACUAUAAUUAAUGAUGAUUUGUUAAAUACACCCACACAGCACUUACGGGGGUGGCUGAACAAUUGGAUGCCACCUCGUAGACCAAAUAGACUAGCACUGGACAUGAUUCUGGCCGACCAGGGAGGCGUAUGUAAAAUGUUUGGAGAACAGUGUUGCACGUUUGUCCCUAACAAUACUAGUUCGGAUGGGAGCAUUUCAAAAAGCUCUGAGUGGGUUGGCAAGGUUAUCGGUGGAGAUGGGGGGUCUUGCAGGUGUGGAGGAGAGUGGACUGUUCCCCUGGCUGGGUGGUUGGUUUGGUAAGUACACUACAGUGAUGAUUACUGGAUUUCUGACCCUAAGUUGUUGUUUUUAAUAUGCUCAUGUUCCGUAAUGCCUGUAUCAUACCUUGUUUGAAGAAGUCUGUUACAGAUGUGGAAAGGGCCUAUGGUAUGAUGCCGCUGCUUGAUGCUCCAGUUGGAGAGGCUGAUACGAAAUCAAGCUUUCGCAGGAGAGUGGGCCUGACAGAGGGGGACCCUUGGUUCGCUGUAGUUGAUGUUGUCGAAUGAAUAAAAAGUGAUGUUUGUCCUCCCUGUUGUGAAGGUUUUAAGUUCCCGGGUGGCGACGAGCCCACCUGGUACAGAGUGUAUAGAGGGAUGGACCUGAGGGUUUAAUAUGAUCUAGCUUUUUAUGUCACGUCUCUUUUGAGACGUGAAGAGAGGGAAUCAAAACUUUUUCCUUCUGAAAAAGUUCCCUGUCUCUGCUUGUCUUAGCUAUUUUUGUCACGUCUCUUUGGAGACGUGAAGAGAGGGAAUCAAAACUUUCUCUCUGAGAAAGUUUCCCUGGUUGUUUACUUUUGCUUUUCUUACUUUUACCUAGUUUAUGUCACGUCUCUUUGGAGACGUGAAGAGAGGGAAUCAAAACUUUCUCUCUGAGAAAGUUUCCCUGGUUGUUUACUUUUGCUUUUCUUACUUUUACCUAGUUUAUGUCACGUCUCUUUGGAGACGUGAAGAGAGGGAAUCAAAACUUUCUCUCUGAGAAAGUUUCCCUGGUUGUUUACUUUUGCUUUUCUUACUUUUACCUAGUUUAUGUCACGUCUCUUUGGAGACGUGAAGAGAGGGAAUCAAAACUUUCUCUCUGAGAAAGUUUCCCUGGUUGUUUACUUUUGCUUUUCUUACUUUUACCUAGUUUAUGUCACGUCUCUUUGGAGACGUGAAGAGAGGGAAUCAAAACUUUCUCUCUGAGAAAGUUUCCCUGGUUGUUUACUUUUGCUUUUCUUACUUUUACCUAGUUUAUGUCACGUCUCUUUGGAGACGUGAAGAGAGGGAAUCAAAACUUUCUCUCUGAGAAAGUUUCCCUGGUUGUUUACUUUUGCUUUUCUUACUUUUACCUAGUUUAUGUCACGUCUCUUUGGAGACGUGAAGAGAGGGAAUCAAAACUUUCUCUCUGAGAAAGUUUCCCUGGUUGUUUACUUUUGCUUUUCUUACUUUUACCUAGUUUAUGUCACGUCUCUUUGGAGACGUGAAGAGAGGGAAUCAAAACUUUCUCUCUGAGAAAGUUUCCCUGGUUGUUUACUUUUGCUUUUCUUACUUUUACCUAGUUUAUGUCACGUCUCUUUGGAGACGUGAAGAGAGGGAAUCAAAACUUUCUCUCUGAGAAAGUUUCCCUGGUUGUUUACUUUUGCUUUUCUUACUUUUACCUAGUUUAUGUCACGUCUCUUUGGAGACGUGAAGAGAGGGAAUCAAAACUUUCUCUCUGAGAAAGUUUCCCUGGUUGUUUACUUUUGCUUUUCUUACUUUUACCUAGUUUAUGUCACGUCUCUUUGGAGACGUGAAGAGAGGGAAUCAAAACUUUCUCUCUGAGAAAGUUUCCCUGGUUGUUUACUUUUGCUUUUCUUACUUUUACCUAGUUUAUGUCACGUCUCUUUGGAGACGUGAAGAGAGGGAAUCAAAACUUUCUCUCUGAGAAAGUUUCCCUGGUUGUUUACUUUUGCUUUUCUUACUUUUACCUAGUUUAUGUCACGUCUCUUUGGAGACGUGAAGAGAGGGAAUCAAAACUUUCUCUCUGAGAAAGUUUCCCUGGUUGUUUACUUUUGCUUUUCUUACUUUUACCUAGUUUAUGUCACGUCUCUUUGGAGACGUGAAGAGAGGGAUUUGUAAUAAAUACCAUUUGAAAAUAACACAAGCAUAUUGCUAUUACAUUGUUAUAACUAACUUCUUUCUAAGCAGGGUUUCUCACACACCCAGAGACAGAUGGCUGACACAGAACAUUCAGAAACACUGAUAAGAAAAGGGUGCAGACACACACACAUACUCAAGGACAGAGGGCUGACUACGCACACACAAAAUCUCCUGUUUUAGCUGAACAUUUUGAUAACAAAGAACUUUUGUUGCAAGACUCAGAAGGAUGACGCACAGCUCAUCCGGACCAAUCUGAGAAGACAACAACCUGUCCAGAACCAACCAAAGGACCAGAACUUCCAGACUCAACCUACUUUCUGUGUUGUAUAAAAUGUCUAUGCAUUCUGUUAUCUGGGCUUUUUUCUGGAGGUUCUCUAUGAGCUAAAGGAACGAGACCGUAUACGCUUGUACCAGAUAUCUUCACUCUGAAUAAAACUGUCACUUGUCAUACAAUUUA
Molecule: messenger RNA, 11162 nt
Organism: Salvelinus fontinalis (brook trout)
Lineage: Eukaryota; Metazoa; Chordata; Actinopteri; Salmoniformes; Salmonidae
Product: membrane-associated progesterone receptor component 2-like
Exons: 3
Coding region: 416-1063 (215 amino acids)
Cellular component (GO): membrane; endomembrane system
Source: RefSeq, a predicted model, not a curated record